Ambispora leptoticha is the source of this 139-nucleotide messenger RNA. The record is from the annotation of a GenBank genome assembly. Lineage: Eukaryota; Fungi; Glomeromycota; Glomeromycetes; Archaeosporales; Ambisporaceae.
UUCUGAAAAGUCUAAAAAAGAAAUUAAAAAACUGCAGAUCUGGACAAGAACUGGGUGUUUGGUGAGCUCUAUACCAACUAGGCUACCAGAAUUGACUGAAAGAAAAGGAUAUAGGCUAGUAUCUGGGUUAAGUCAGUAG